CAUCGCGAGACGUGAUCUCAGUGGCGUGACGUCAGAACGUGAGCACAGCACAGAAGCGGACAAGAUGUCGCUAGCAAGUUUUCUCCCUGCACCCACCCAACUGUCCCAGGACCAGUUAGAGGCGGAGGAGAGGUCUCGUGUUCAGAGGUCACAAUCCACUGCUUUGGUCUCCACUCGCAGAGAACCUCCUCCCUACGGCUCCAGGAAAUCAUGGGUGCCCCGGUCACUAGAGGAUUUUGGAGAUGGAGGAGCUUUUCCAGAGGUCCACGUGGCCCAGUAUCCUCUGGAAAUGGGUAGGAAGAAAAGGACGUCCAAUGCUCUGGCAGUGCAGGUGGAUGCAGAGGGCAAGAUCAAAUAUGACGCCAUUGCUAGGCAAGGUCAAAACAAAGACAAGGUCGUGUUCAGCAAAUACACAGACAUGCUUCCUAAGGAAGUACUUAAUGAAGAUCAUCCUGAGCUGCAGAAACCAGAUGAAGAGGCGGUGAAAGAGAUUACAGAAAAGACCCGAGCAGCUCUGAAUAAACAGGUCUCGCAGAAAAUUGCAGCGGCCAUGCCUGUACGUGCUGCAGACAAACAGGCCCCAGCACAGUAUAUUCGGUACACACCCUCCCAGCAAGGACUCGCGUUUAACUCUGGAGCGAAACAGAGGGUCAUCCGUAUGGUGGAAAUGCAGAAAGAUCCAAUGGAACCACCGCGAUUCAAAAUCAAUAAGAAAAUUCCUCGUGGACCUCCAUCCCCUCCUGCUCCAGUCAUGCACUCUCCAAGCAGAAAGAUGACUGUGAAAGAACAGCAAGAGUGGAAGAUUCCACCCUGUAUUUCCAACUGGAAGAACGCAAAGGGUUACACCAUUCCUCUGGACAAGCGUUUGGCUGCUGACGGACGAGGCCUGCAGACCGUCCACAUCAAUGAGAACUUUGCCAAGCUGGCGGAGGCUUUGUACAUUGCAGACAGAAAGGCCAGAGAGGCUGUGGAGAUGAGAGCUCAAGUGGAAAAGAAGAUGGCCCAGAAAGAAAAAGAAAAGAAAGAAGAGAAGCUGAGAGAGUUGGCUAAGAUGGCCAGAGACAGGAGAGCUGGAAUCAAAGCCCACAGUGACAAAGGUGGUGAAGAGACAGAAGUCAGGGAGCGUGAUGAGAUCCGUCACGAGAGGAGGAGAGAAAGGCAGCACGACAGGAACAUCUCCAGAGCCGCCCCUGAUAAGAGGUCGAAGCUACAAAGAGAUCAGGACAGGGACAUCAGUGAGCUCAUUGCCCUGGGACAACCGAACCCCCGUACCUCCAGUGAGGCUCAGUAUGACCAGCGACUCUUCAAUCAGAGCAAGGGGAUGGACAGUGGUUUUGCCGGUGGCGAGGAUGAGAUGUAUAAUGUGUAUGAUCAGCCCUUCAGAAGUGGCCGAGACAUGGCACAGAAUAUCUACAGGCCUGGGAAGAAUGCAGAUAAGGACGUGUAUGGAGACGACCUGGACACACUCAUGCAGAGCAACAGGUUUGUUCCUGAUCGGGAGUUCUCGGGUGCGGACCAUGGCCCCCGCCGCGACGGCCCGGUGCAGUUCGAGGAGGAUCCUUUCGGUCUGGAUAAGUUCUUGGAGGAAGCCAAGCAGCACGGAGGCUCCAAGAGGGCGUCCACUAGUGGCCGCUCAAAGGACUACGACCACGAGAAGAAACGCAGGAAGGAGUGAGACACUUCCACUGUACACAAAUUCUGGGUCAAAUCCUCCUCACCCUAUUUUUUAGAGCUGUAAAGUGAAUGUCUGAAUUAUUAGUCUUAUGGCGUUUCAUCUAACCCUAACCCAGUCAUGUUUAUUCAAACUGUUGUACUGCAAAGCAAUUCUAAUAAAUGUCUUGUAGAGGAUUUCAUUGAAUGUGAAAGAUUAUUUAUGAAAUUUGUCUAAAGUAAUCUCUGAACAGUGCUCUACUUGAGUACAAGAUGAGAUGAAUUUUUAAUGACUCUCUCCAUUAGUCUUAUAAAUCCAGUGCAUCUGCGGGAACAAACAUGAGCUCUCCUUGAGUUUAAGGGGAAUAUUAGUAUUGUUUAGUUAGUUUGAGGGCUUUAUAAAGAAUGCAUAGUUUACAUUACAUGCAAGAAUAAUCUGUAAAUUGGUCCUCUAUUAAUAAUGGGUUGAAUAAUUCUUUAAAUAAUGGCAUUUUCCCUAGAAUUGUUUUAAAUGGAGAGGGAAAUGAUAAAUGUUUUUUAUUUUAUAUUUAUUUUAUUGCUCUUCCUGAUUUUAAUGAAAGAGUAUUAAUGUGUCAGACUUGGACUUGAUAUUUAAAAAUAAUGUUAGUAUCCAUAGCAUUUUUACAGCAAAUAUUCAUCGUCCCAUUCUGUUACUUUCCAUCAUCACGCAUAACAUAUAGGAAAAAAGAGCAGAUGGUCGAGUAAUGACAGUGAAUAAAUCUCAUCAUGCUAUAAUUUUUAAUAGGUUUACAUCAUAAUUAGUAGUUUCAUGUGAUAGUGAGGUUAAUCGACUGUUAUAGCUAGAAAUACUUAUCUUUUCUCUAAACAUUUCUAAAUGUCAUUGCAUUUUAUAUCAAAACUCACAUGAUUAUUGAUGACUUUUUUUAUUUUAAGAUGUGUUCAUUUAUAAAUAAUAAAUGAAGUAAAUAAUUUACGGAUUAAAAGGGAUUGAAGGGAAUAAGUGGCGAAUGGUUCUAUAAUUGUAGUUAUGAAGUAAUCAGUUUAAACUAUUUGCAAGUUAACAUUUUAUUUUAAAAUGUGCACCUGUUCACUCUUAUUCAUUUUAAUGUCUGAUAUGUUGAAAAACGCAAAUGUUUCUUGUCUCGUCGUCACAUUCAUUUAUGAAUGACAUGAAUCAUGAUCACAUAUUUUCAAUUCAAAACUGUGAAAUUUCUGUUUUAUUUAUUCUACACUAAAAUGACAAGAUAAGACAA
Messenger RNA from Pimephales promelas (fathead minnow), 2885 nucleotides. Its product is annotated as SNW domain-containing protein 1. Gene Ontology annotation, cellular component: spliceosomal complex. The record is from RefSeq and is a predicted model, not a curated record. Lineage: Eukaryota; Metazoa; Chordata; Actinopteri; Cypriniformes; Leuciscidae. Gene Ontology annotation, biological process: mRNA splicing, via spliceosome.